Messenger RNA from Rhopalosiphum padi (bird cherry-oat aphid), 2419 nucleotides. Its product is annotated as serine/threonine-protein kinase 32A. The coding region runs from base 330 to 1673 and encodes 447 amino acids. NCBI's taxonomy places the organism in Eukaryota, Metazoa, Arthropoda, Insecta, Hemiptera, Aphididae. Gene Ontology annotation, molecular function: G protein-coupled receptor binding; ATP binding; G protein-coupled receptor kinase activity. The record is from RefSeq and is a predicted model, not a curated record. The transcript has 12 exons. Gene Ontology annotation, biological process: regulation of signal transduction; protein phosphorylation; G protein-coupled receptor signaling pathway.
CAUUUCAGUAGUGUGCUUUCGGUGGUCGGUUACGAACCUCUCGCGUUUCACCAUGCCGUCGCUGACGUUAGAAAUCUAAGUGGUUGUGUACAUUUAUUUCUAAAAUUAAAUACCUACGAGACUGUCACGAGGCCAAGUAGGCCUAUUAUGAAAUGUUAUAGACCAUUUUAAUUUACCGUCAUCACGUUGACAAUUUUCGUUCAAAAUUGUAAUUUUUUUUUUCCAUACACAUGUGCUCGUAACAUUUUCACUCGUGAUACACAUCGAGUUCCUCGAAACAGGUUUAAUCAAAACACGUAAUAUAUAUAUAUUCAAAUACACUUUUUAAAAUGGGUGUUGGUCAUUCAAAUAGACAGGAUCGCUCAUGUCCGCUGGAUGGUGAUGUAAACUUUGAUCACUUUGAAAUUUUGCGAGCAAUCGGUAAAGGCAGUUUUGGUAAAGUAUGCAUAGUGGAAAAAAAAAAUUCACGUCAAAUGUACGCAAUGAAGUACAUGCAGAAGAGUCGUUGCAUUGAAAGAGAUGCCUUAAAAAAUGUUCUAAGAGAAAUGGAAAUAUUAACUACGCUUGAACACCCGUUCCUGGUAAAUCUAUGGUUCUCUUUUCAAGACGAGGAAGACCUAUUCAUGGUUUCAGACCUAUUAUUGGGAGGCGACUUAAGGUACCACUUGGGUCAAGACGUCAAAUUCAGUGAAAAUUCAAUAAAACUGUUUGCGUGCGAAAUUGGCUCUGCAUUAGAAUAUCUGCAAAGCGAGCACAUAGUUCACAGGGACAUAAAGCCGGAAAAUAUUUUGCUAGAUGAAGAAGGUCAUGCCCACAUUACCGACUUUAAUAUAGCAGCUACACUACAUGGUAAAAAAUUAGCAUCAUCGUUAUCCGGCACCAAACCGUACAUAGCACCAGAAGUAUACUUAUGUUCUUUGGGCGAAUGCGCUGGAUACUCGUAUCCUGUUGAUUGGUGGUCACUAGGCGUUACACUUUAUGAAGUCAUGUCAAGGUGUCGACCGUACGACAUCCAUUCUGGUACAACGCCUAGGGAAGUUCGGUCAAUGUUGAUGAACUCGACGGCGUCCACCGCAAUACCACCAAAAUGUUCAGAACAAUUGAGCGUAUUAUUUCAAAGACUGUUGUGCAUUAACCCAGAGGAAAGAAUCACUACGGUCAAGAAGCUGAAAUCCAUUCCAUGUAUAAAUCGAUACAAUUUCGGAAUGAUAUUAGAAAAACAAAUCAGGCCACCGUUUACGCCGCCGAAAGAUCGGCUGAACUGUGAUCCAACAUUUGAAUUGGAAGAGAUGAUCGUUGAACCCAACCCAUUACAUCGAAAGCCUAGACGUUUGGCAAAGCAAAGGUCACUCAGAACUUCCAUGACAAUUGAAGACACGGAAACUAGCAGGCAACUUCAACAUUUUAAAUGCUAUAAUCGCGAGAAAGAACUAGAGAGGCGAGAAAUGGAACGCAAAGAACACGACUGGGAGCAGGAACUAAUUAAAGCUAUGAACGCCUCGACAAUACCAGCAAUCGUCCCGGCCAUGGUGACGGACAGGGACGGAGGGGGUGACUUGCUGACUGUGCCCAUUAUGGCGACCGAACGGCGGCGGUCCAGUUGCAAACUAAACAUCUCACCGGUCAGUAUCCAGACUAGACUGUUUUCUGCGCAGGCCGAUACUGGCAGUUGACACAAACACGAGGCACAGGGAAAUUGAAUACCACCGAAAAUCUAUUAAUGAUAAUUAUUUUAUGUAUUGUUGUUAAUUUGUAUUUAUUUUAUUAUAAUAAUAUUAUUGCGUCCUUGUAAUCGUGGUAUGAAACGUAUUAUUGUAAUGUGUGUACCGCCAACUCACAAUCGACGAGUGGACCAAACAGCAACUGCAUCGAUGAUAAUAAUGAUAAUAAUAAAUGCUCGAUCAACAAAACAUACAAAACAUUAUAAUAUUGUCAUUAUGAUAUACUUUAGUGUCCAGAAAUCGUCCUUCAUCACUGUCUAUUCGUUAUAAAUUAUAUUUCUAGGUGUACGGGUACUAACGGAGUUAAACUACCGUGAUUAUCAUUGCUAUAGCUACGAUUUUCGUUUUUCCAUAAGCUAUAAAGCAAUAACGUUAUUAAAAAGCGUUUUAAAACUAUAAUAUAAUAAGUUAUUUAAUUGGGCGAUUAAAAAAUGAUUUUCAUUCGCAGAUGUUGCAAGUGUUUGUUUUCUGAAUAAUUUUUUAUGUAGGUAUAAAGGUACAUAUUAUUAUUAGGAAACAAUUAAAAUGGGUUUAAUACAUCUAAAUAGUAUUUUGUUUAAUUAUAUAUACAUACACACAUACACCCAGUGUGGAUCACAGUGUUUUACCGUUUUUCUAUGUUCACUAUGUAUUAUAUUAUAUUAUAUAGUAUUUUUUACAUUUAAUACGUGUAGUGCAAUAAAAUGUUUAUUUAUUAA